This is a messenger RNA of Lotus japonicus, 2605 nucleotides long. RefSeq lists its product as uncharacterized. Bases 349 to 2442 code for a protein of 697 amino acids. Gene Ontology annotation, molecular function: glycosyltransferase activity. The record is from RefSeq and is a predicted model, not a curated record. The transcript has 6 exons. Lineage: Eukaryota; Viridiplantae; Streptophyta; Magnoliopsida; Fabales; Fabaceae.
GUACCUUCACUGUGUUUCACAGUUUGACUCUUGUCUCUCUCUCUCUCUGUGUCUCUCUCUCUCUCUCUCUCUGAAUCUCUCACACCUGUGACAGUGUAGUAAACUGUGUAUGUUACCUCAGCACAUGAUCGAAGUAACUACAAGCUCAGUGCAUUCACUCUCUCACAGAGCUCAAGGCAAGUUCAGUCAUAUUCAUUCAUACACCAAGGAACAAUCGCUGUUCAACAAGCACAGAUCUUCAACGCUGAAAAUGAUCCAUAUUGUUGGAGCUUGAAGCAUUUUAGGAGGGUUUUAUUUUGUUGCAUUUCGAGAUAGGCUUCUAUAGUGGUAUGAUAGUUCAGGUUACUAAUGGAGGAAAGCAACAAUAGAGGGGAAUUUCUGGCUAAACAGUCUUCACUAAGGUCUGGUGGUGGCAGUUUUAAAUCAACAUUAUCAGGAAGGUCAACCCCUCGAAAUUCCCCAUCAUUUCGGCGAUUUAAUUCAAUCAGAACACCGAGAAUAGAAGGAAGGGGUGGUGUAGGUGGUGGUGCACUGUGGUUUCGGAGUAACCGCGUGCUGUUGUGGUUGCUUCUGAUCACCCUCUGGGCUUAUCUUGGGUUUUUUGUUCAGUCCAGGUGGGCACAUAGUGAUAAGAAGGAGGAAUUUUCUGGUUUUGGAACGGGGCCGAGAAACACCAACUCAGAUGAUGAACCAAGUCACCACCGCGAUUUGCUAGCUAGUGAUAAUAGCUCCUUGUCUGCUAAUAAUGAGACAGAUAGAAAUAAAGCAGGUAUUGUUGGUAAAAUAAUAAAUGUAGCUUUGGCUAAGAAAGAAAAUGAUGUUCCAUCUCAAAGUAAAACUAAAUCAAAGAAGAGGAGCAGACGAUCUGUUCGCACUUCAAAAGGUAAAGCUCGUGGUAGUAAGCAGAAACGAACACCGGAAGUUAAGAACAGUGAUAUAGAGGAGCCGGAGCCAGAAAUUCCUGAUACCAAUAGUACAUAUGGAAUGCUUGUUGGCCCAUUUGGGGCAUCAGAAGAUAGGAUUCUGGAAUGGAGUCCUCAGAAGCGGUCCGGGACAUGUAACCGGAAGGAGGACUUUGCGCGUCUUGUUUGGUCCAGAAGAUUUAUCUUGAUAUUCCAUGAGCUUUCGAUGACUGGAGCUCCGCUUUCAAUGAUGGAGUUGGCAACAGAGCUUUUGAGCUGUGGAGCCACUGUUUCUGCUGUUGUGCUUAGCAAGAAGGGUGGUUUGAUGUCAGAGCUCACUAGAAGGCGAAUCAAGGUUCUUGAGGACAAAGCAGAUCUCAGCUUCAAAACUGCAAUGAAGGCUGAUCUUGUGAUUGCUGGUUCAGCUGUUUGUGCAUCAUGGAUUGAACAAUACAUUGAACGUUUUCCUGCUGGUGCGAGCCAAGUUGCUUGGUGGAUUAUGGAAAAUCGUCGAGAGUACUUUGAUCGUUCAAAGGGUGUCUUGGACAGAGUAAAAAUGUUGGUUUUUCUAUCUGAAUCACAAUCUAAACAAUGGCAAAAAUGGUGUGAGGAAGAACGCAUAAAACUAAGAGCCAGCCCAGAAAUUGUUCCAUUGUCUGUUAAUGAUGAACUGGCAUUCGUAGCUGGCAUUCCUUCUACGCUUAACACUCCAUCCUUCAGUACAGAGAAAAUGAUUGAGAAAAGGCAGUUGUUGCGAGAAUCAGUCCGAGGUGAAAUGGGCUUAACAGAUAAUGAUAUGCUUGUGAUAUCUCUGAGUAGCAUCAACCCUGGUAAGGGCCAGCUAUUACUUCUUGAGUCAGCAAGCUCAGUAGUAGAAAGUGGACAGCUGCAAGAUGAUGAGGAAAUGAAAAAAUCAACAAAUAUAAGGGAAGGUCUAGCUACCGUGACUAGAAGGCGGCGUGCUCGAAAAUUGUUACCGUCAUUGAAGGGUGGAAAAAUGACUUCCUUAAGCAGAAAGAAACAAGUGUUGGCUAACAUCAAAGGAACAAUGCAACAAUCACUCAAAGUUCUCAUUGGUUCUGUUGGAUCUAAAAGUAACAAGGGGGAUUAUGUUAAAGGCCUUCUGAAUUUCUUGGCACUGCAUCCAAACACUUCAAAAGCAGUUUUGUGGACUCCAUCCACAACACGGGUUGCCUCACUUUACUCUGCUGCAGAUGUUUAUGUCAUAAACUCUCAGGGUCUAGGAGAAACAUUUGGAAGGGUGACUAUAGAAGCAAUGGCGUUUGGUCUUCCGGUUCUUGGAACGGAUGCUGGGGGAACUCAGGAGAUUGUUGAGCACAAUGUUACAGGCCUUCUACAUCCUGUUGGACAUCCAGGGAGUGAUGUCCUUGCGCGGAAUCUCCGGUUUUUACUUAAAAACCAGUUGGUAAGGAAGCAAAUGGGAACAGAAGGAAGUAAGAAAGUGCAGAAGAUGUACUUGAAACAACACAUGUAUAAGAAAUUUGUAGAGGUCAUUGUCAGAUGCAUGAGAAGCAAAUAAGUGAGAGCUGCUUGGUGCUCUUAUUCUUUAAUUGGAUUCACAUUACAUAAGCCCUUUGCUUGAGUAUCAUGUAUUGACUAUUGAGUGUUUUUUUGGUCUAGUACUACUAUAAAUUGAACAACACUGAACAUAGUCAAUGAAAGUGAAAGAGUAUCGGUGGUUA